AAUAAAUAAAUAAAAAAGGGCUGGCUCAGCUCAGUAACUCAGCGCUUCAGGGGUUCAUUCUCCAGUGGCGGUGGGGGGCGUGGUUUGAGCAGGACGUCAGCAUCAGGAUCACCCGGAGCGCUUUUUUGCAAAUGCAGUUAUCGUCCCGGAGUUACGACACCUCUCAGAGAACAGGGUAGGCGGCAAGGGCCUCGGAUUUGUUUUUAACUCCCCCGAGGAUAUUGCUCAUUCGUCCCUCGGAGCCAGCGCCCUACACUCCCUGGAAACCCCAGGGGUUCUAGACACUGUUGGGAGUAUCCUUAAGAAAAUGACCUGAGGUCAGCGGCUGACGCGUUACCACAGACACGCGGGGAUGGGGGACACAGCAGCGCACACCCUAAAAGCGUCACCGGGAGCUGACUAGCUCACCUGGCCCAAGGAACAGCCCCUCCCUACGCAGCCCCGCAGCCGGGGGCGGGCGGAUAGAUACGCUCUCCAAUCACAGUUCGGGAAAAGCGGGUAGGAAAAUCUUCUCCAAUCACAGCUUGCAAUGAGAUUGAUGUGUCUUCCCACCAAUCAUCGCCGAGGCGCAACGGGGUUGUCGGGACGCGGGCCGAAGCCAACAUGGACCCCGCCGUGGGACGAGGGUGAAGCUGCGGUGACCGGCUGUGCCUGUCUUCCCGCCCCAGCAUGCUGAUGCACCUGUUUCGGGCCGGGAUUCGGGGCUGCCCUGUCCCGGGCAGGUCGUUGUUUUCCCACCGGCUCCAGUCAUUCUCGGCCGUCAGGUCCCCCGAUGGCCGCCUCAGCUCCUGCCUGCUCAGGGCCGUGGCCCAGCUGCGGUCACAGCUCCUGGCCCACCUCCCUCGAGCCCCGCCAACCGCAGCUCCCAGCCAGAGUCCCUCUGCCUGGUGCUGGGUGGGGGGAGCCCUGCUGGGCCCUGUGGUGCUGUACAAGCGUCCCCGCCUCUACCUGGUAGCCCUGUGUGAGGCACAGGAGGCCCCUUCUGCCCGCCCUGUGCCCCCUGUCACGCAGUCCCAGUUCAACUGGAAGCUCUUCUGGCAGUUCCUGCGCCCCCACCUGCUGCUCCUGGGGGCUGCCGUUGUGCUGGCACUAGGUGCAGCCCUGGUGAAUGUGCAGAUCCCCCUGGUCCUGGGUCAGCUGGUUGAGAUCGUGGCCAAGUACACGAGGGACCACGUGGGGAGCUUCAUGUCCGAGUCCCGGAACCUCAGCACCCACCUGCUGCUCCUCUACGGCGUCCAGGGACUGCUGACCUUCGGGUACCUGGUGCUGCUGUCCCACGUCGGCGAGCGCAUGGCCGUGGACAUGCGCAGGGCCCUCUUCAGCUCCCUGCUCCGACAAGACAUUGCUUUCUUUGAUGCCAAGAGGACAGGGCAGCUGGUGAGCCGCCUGACGACCGACGUGCAGGAGUUCAAGUCGUCCUUCAAGCUCGUCAUCUCCCAGGGUCUGCGCAGCUGCACGCAGGUGGCUGGCUGCCUGGUGUCCCUGUCCAUGCUGUCCCCGCGCCUCACGCUGCUGCUGAUGAUUGCCACACCCGCCCUGAUGGGCGUGGGCACCUUGAUGGGCUCGGGUCUCCGGAAGUUGUCCCGCCUGUGUCAGGAGCAGGUCGCCAGAGCGACAGGCGUAGCAGACGAGGCCCUGGGCAACGUUCGGACGGUGCGCGCCUUCGCCAUGGAGCAGCGUGAAGAGGAACGCUACGGAGCAGAGCUGGAGCAGUGCCGCGCAAAAGCCGAGGAGCUGGGCAGGGGCAUCGCCCUGUUCCAGGGCCUCUCCAACAUCGCCUUCAACUGCAUGGUCCUGGGCACCCUGUUUGUUGGGGGCUCCCUGGUAGCUGGUCAGCAACUGACAGGGGGAGACCUCAUGUCCUUCCUGGUGGCCUCCCAGACAGUGCAGAGGUCCAUGGCCAGCCUCUCUGUCCUGUUCGGUCAGGUGGUGCGGGGCCUUAGCGCGGGUGCCCGUGUCUUCGAGUACAUGGCCCUGGGUCCCUGCAUCCCGCUGUCGGGGGGCCACAGUGUCCCCAAGGAGCAGCUGCGGGGCUCCGUCACCUUCCAGGAUGUCAGCUUCAGCUACCCCUGCCGCCCCGGCUUCCAGGUGCUGAAGGACUUCACCCUGACGCUGCCCCCUGGCAAGAUCGUGGCCCUCGUGGGCCAGUCCGGGGGAGGAAAGACCACGGUGGCCUCCUUGCUAGAGCGCUUCUACGACCCCACGGCUGGCGCGGUGACGCUGGACGGGCACGACCUGCGCACGCUGGACCCCUCCUGGCUCCGGGGCCAGGUCAUCGGCUUUAUCAGCCAGGAGCCGGUCCUGUUUGGGACAACCAUCAUGGAGAACAUCCGCUUUGGGAAACUAGAAGCUUCCGACGAGGAGGUGUACGCGGCCGCGAGGGAGGCCAACGCCCACGAGUUCAUCUGCAGCUUCCCCGAUGGCUAUGACACCGUCGUGGGUGAGCGAGGCACAGCUCUGUCUGGUGGCCAGAAGCAGCGCCUGGCCAUCGCCCGCGCGCUCAUCAAACGGCCCACAGUGCUGAUUCUGGAUGAGGCCACCAGCGCACUGGACGCGGAGUCUGAGCGGGUGGUGCAGGAGGCCCUGGACCGGGCCAGCGCUGGCCGCACCGUGCUGGUCAUUGCCCACAGGCUCAGUACCGUGCGUGCGGCCCACCACAUUGUCGUCAUGGCCAACGGCCGGGUCUGCGAGGCUGGGACCCACGAAGAGCUCCUGAGGAAAGGCGGGCUGUACGCCGAGCUGAUCCGCAGACAGGCCCUGGACACUCCGCCUCUGGAGACUCGCAGGGCUGAGUCCCUGGAGGGCCAGCACGUUGGGGUGACUGCUGUUCCUUCCGCCCCACACACAAUAAAGCCGGCCGUGGCCGCCUGGGAGCUGGGAUCCUUCCCGUCAUUCCGCCCUCGCUGCCCACUGCCUCCUUCCUCCCUACCCUCGCACAAGGUUGUUGGGCGAACGCGCCACGGUGGAACCCAGGCCCGUCUGCCCCGUUCCCCUCUGCCUCCCCUCUGAAGUUGCCCCAGGCCCAGUUCCAAGGAAUUUUGAAUACCCAGGCUCCUCCCCAGCCAGGGCUCACUCGCCUCACUCGCCUUGCCUGGGAACUGUCGCCCAAGCGCUCCUGGCCCCGCCCCACAGCCCCGUCCUUCACUGUCCCCAUCAUCACCUCAGGCCCCGCUGUCUGGAUCUCCCCUCCCACCGCCUCCCACAGACCCACGCCUCCCAGGGCCACGGCUGGGCGGGGUAGGGUGCGGGAGGAGUGGUCCGUUCCCACAGGAAUUGCCUGCCUGCUUCGCUGGGCACCGCUGCCCUGCCUGUGUGCCUUGAAUUUGACCUGGUGAGACUGAGGCUAGCGUCCUGCCCCACUGCGGGGGACCCAGAGAGACCAGGUGAAGCUGAAGCGCAUGAGCCUGUGGCGCCAGGGCUGAAUAGGGCAGGCCUGGGCCGCCGGCAGCGUCUGUGGGACCAGGCACACGGGGAGAGCCCUUGGGCUGAGCCGGUGCCCAGGACAGGGCAGUGAGGCCCUUGUGUCCCUGUGCCGCUCCGGCUGCACCAGCCCUCCCCACCCACACGCAGGGCUAGGGGCUCUGUGCCUGGACGCUGUCCCUGUCACUUCCCACUGAGAACCGGGCAGC
Messenger RNA from Chinchilla lanigera (long-tailed chinchilla), 3629 nucleotides. It is a transcript of the gene Abcb8, whose product is annotated as ATP-binding cassette, sub-family B (MDR/TAP), member 8. Gene Ontology annotation, molecular function: ABC-type oligopeptide transporter activity; ATP hydrolysis activity; ATP binding. Gene Ontology annotation, biological process: transmembrane transport. The transcript has 17 exons. NCBI's taxonomy places the organism in Eukaryota, Metazoa, Chordata, Mammalia, Rodentia, Chinchillidae. Gene Ontology annotation, cellular component: membrane. The record is from RefSeq and is a predicted model, not a curated record. Bases 670 to 3009 code for a protein of 779 amino acids.